AUGGAGGAGCCAGAGGAAUCAGAUACGGAAGAUCAAACUGACAACAUCCAAAGCAGUGAUAUUUACAAAGUACAACUGAAGCGUGAUAGAUUCCUUAAAUCUCUUGCGUUGAGUAUACUAAAAUAUCUCUCCAAAGAUAUUCUUCGUGAAGAAUCAGACUUUUCAUCUAUUAAAUCCAAUGAUACUAUCCAGGAUUGUGAGAUGUGUCAAGAAUGUGAUAAGCCUAUUUUAACAGAAAACCCACCUAGGUCGCUAGUUUUAAACGUUUGUGGUGAUAUAAUCCAUCAGACUUGUGCAGGAAAACCUGAUAAGAGGGGUGUAUUAGAAUGCUCGUGUGGUAUAGCUGAUGAUAAAGAUCUGUCAUUGUCUUCAGAAGAAAUGGACAUAGAUGAGAAGAAUAAUGAGGAUGGGGAAGUAGAAUCAACUCUGCCAGAGAAAACUGACUCAGCUUCUAACAGUAAGAGCAAGAAACAGGCUAAUGAGAAUAUGGAUUCUUCAGCCAGCAAGAAAUUCAAGAAACGUGAUCUAGAUGAGAAUUCCAAUAUUUUAAAAAGACUCAUCCGGGAGUUGUCUUCUGAUACCACUCAAAUUUCAGUAAUUAAGGAAAAGAAAGGUCUCCAAAGAGAAUCAAUGCAAGAAGAUAGAAGUACCCAAAUUUUUUUUGAUUUGUAUUUUAAGAUCACUAAUGCUGAAGAGCGAAAUGAAAAGGCACGCCAUGAACUCAUUAUAGCUUAUUACCACUAUGGAGAGGAACUAGAGAAACGCCUUGUCCAUUAUAGAGAAGGAUACAAAGAACAUGAAGCCCUAAAGAAGCUUUACGAUGAGGUUAAAGAUCAGCUUCCCAAAGAGGUUACCAAAAAUGCUAUUCGGAAGAAAUCGAACAGGGCAAGGAAGGUCUAUGAUCUUUUUUUCUGUAUUACCAAUGAUAAAAUUCAACGGAUGGUAUUCAUCGGAUGA
Messenger RNA from Funneliformis mosseae, 957 nucleotides. The record is from the annotation of a GenBank genome assembly. NCBI's taxonomy places the organism in Eukaryota, Fungi, Glomeromycota, Glomeromycetes, Glomerales, Glomeraceae.